UCCCAUCGUUGCUCUCUUUCAUCGUGUUCGUAGGUCCCAUCGCCCCUCUCUUCAUUUUCGGUGUUUAUGGGUUUCUCCAAUUGUGUUCACGAGUCCCAACGUCAGCACUCAUCAGAUCCAAUUUGUCGGUCUCACCUUUGGGGAUCAACUUCGCCAUCAACUGUUCCCCUUUGCUCGCCAAUUGUAGCCUUCAUCUAAGUUUCACAAUCACCAGCAUCGCCUAAGUCUCACUCUCGCCAAUACCAUUUGGGUCUUGUUGGCAUCUUCAAUAGUGGUGGAAACCAUGGAGAAAAUUUUUCAAUACUUCCUCCAGUCAAGCAACAGACAAAAGGAACUUUCCCAUGUAAAUAUGGGAAAAAGUCAAAAAUUCUAUUAAUGAAGGUGGACUGGGCGAAGACUAGGCAGCUCCUCGUCCUAAAUUUUCGAAGCCCUCCCAAAGCCGCUCUCUCUGCAAACAUGGAGAAGACAAGGGAUAUGGGAGCUGGGUGCAAGCUAAAGUCCCACCGUAGAAGGCAAAGAUGGGCUGACAAGGCCUAUAAGAAGUCUCACCUUGGCAAUGAAUGGAAGAAGCCAUUUUUCAGGUCCUCUCAUGCUAAAGGCAUUGUGUUGGGAAAGAUAGGUAUUGAGGCUAAGCAGCCAAAUUCUGCCAUUAGAAAAUGUGCCAGGGUUCAACUUAUCAAAAAUGGAAAGAAGAUUGCCGCAUUCGUACCCAAUCACGGAUGUUUCAGUUACAUUAAAGAAAAUGAUGAAGUGUUGAUUGUCGGAUUCGGUCGUAAGGGAUAUGCGGCCAGAGAUAUUCCUGGUGUUUGAUCCAAGUUCAUGAAGGUGUCUGGUGUGUGUCUUCUUGCUCUUUUCAAGGAGAAGAAGGAGAAGCCAAAGUCUUAAAUUUGCUUGCAAAGCUCAUCAUCCUCUUAUAGUUUUCCAUCAAUGAUUUUAGAGUAAUUUUCAGAUUUAAUUAGUGGUUGUUUUGGACUAUUAUGUAGUUAUUGCCUCCCUCCUUGCAGUCUGAUUUUUGACAUCGUUUGACUGAAUUCCUUCCAUUUUGCUCUGAAGGUGGACUGGGCAUCACUGAUUUACAACGAAACAGAUCCCUGUUGGCUAAGUGGACAUGAAGAUUUCAGCUUGAACAGCAUGCUCUAUGGAGAAAGGUGAUUAAAGACAAAUGUGGCUCUCAACACUUUACAAGCCGCCUCCCUCUAUAAAGCAACUAAGAGCCCAUGGAAGAAUAUCCAUUCUCACUCUUGUCUAUGAGAACAUUCAAAACAAAGUUGAAAAUAGGAGAACACCUCAUUUUGGAAUGAUAUUUGGAAAGGAGACCAAUCAUUCGUCUGACCUUUCCGCAUCUGUAUGCAUUAUCUGGAGCAAAGAAUAUUUCUAUGGCAUAAGCAUGGGACUCGGCGAAUUGCUCAUGGAUUGAACUUUAAGUCAGCAUCUCAAGGAAGAAGAAAUUGAGGAAUGGGCUGCCCUCACAAUAAAAUUCCCUCCAUUCAGUUCAGACUGUCGGGACAAAUGGACUUGGAAGCUUGAUGAAGCCGGAACUUUUCUAUAAAAUCAUUACUCAACAGCCUCGUAUCUGGGUAUCAAAACAUCGAUAAAGAGAUAUACGUGAAAAAGUGGAAAGAGUCCUUGCCCCAAGAAAAUCAAAGAUUUGAUUAUGGGAAAUCAGCCACUCUUGCCACAAUACUUUUGACAGGCUACAGAAAAGAUGUCCUCGGGUAUCUCCUUCUCCAAAUCGGUGGUCUUUGCCAGAAAUUGGGGGGAUCACUCUGUCAGAUCCUUAUUUGUGGCUCCUGCACAAGAAAAGGUUGGGUCGAUACUCUUUGCCUUUGGAUGGAGCAUUGUCCUGCCGGCUCUUGCCAAAAGAUUGGCUCCAUUUGGUUCAGUACAAUCACCCUUUCAAGUCCACAAAAGCUACUCUAUGACCUUUUUGAUCAAGGCUGUCCUCUGGGGAAUAUAGAGUGAGAAGGACUUUUCAAGAUA
This is a messenger RNA of Benincasa hispida (wax gourd), 1980 nucleotides long. The record is from RefSeq and is a predicted model, not a curated record. NCBI's taxonomy places the organism in Eukaryota, Viridiplantae, Streptophyta, Magnoliopsida, Cucurbitales, Cucurbitaceae.